AUUACCUCAGAGUUACCUCUAGGGUUUCUGGGAAUCACACCCUGUAAUCAGCGAUUUAUGGUUUCUCGCACAGUGCUCUUACUAACUUAUUACUGUGAGCGGUGGUAUAACAGAAUCCACAGGGAGAUAAACGAAGUUUAAUACCUGCGCUUAAUUUACGUAGAGGUAUUGGAAGAUAUCCUCAAUUGCUGUAGAAGUGUAAACCAAUACUUAUAAAUGAAAGAAAGGGAAUUUCUAACCCUAGCCUUCCUUUCCAUCCUCAUCUCUCGGGGAUUUUUGGUGUGGUUUACUGCAGCAAUUUUAAAAAUUACGUACCUACACGAAUUAUUUCGACUAAGUAAUUUGAUUUUCGUAUAGGUUCAUGAUUCCAUUUAAGUAGACACAUCCUAGAAAGUAUCUCUGGAAUAAAGAAGUUAAGGGAAAGUAUAAAGGAAAGUUAAUUCUCAUCCAAGUGUAGUAUUGAUGUUCAUGUGACUCGUGAGAUUUCCCUUUUUCUAUGAAAAUUCUCUGAGUAAAAAGAAAUAUGAGGGAAAACCACUGACCAAUAGGGACGAAAAGGAUUUGAAUAUAAAGCGCACGUGGCAACAAUGCAAAUGCAUUCCAAAAUAAAAAGAUGUCGUCAAUGAGGAGAAGUGGAAGCAAAUAGUUUAUGUUUACUUCUCUCUAAUUAUGUAUUUUCGUACGUUAAAACUUUAUACAAGUGGUAAACAGUGAGAAGUGCAUAAGACAAAGCAGUUGGUUGUAAUCGUCAACAAUGGAGUUGGGUGAUCGAGUAUACGCUGCUGAAAGAAUAAUGAAAAAGAGAAUUAGAAGAGGUGGUGUAGAAUAUUUGGUUAAGUGGAAGGGCUGGAGUCAAAAGCAUAACACUUGGGAGCCCGAAGAGAAUAUUCUGGACGGUCGUCUAAUUGACUUAUACGAACGUUCACAAAAAUCUGACUCAACCCCACACAAACGUGGCCCAAAGAAGAAAGAGAAGCACCCCGAACAAACAGUUCAGGUUGAAACCGAAGACGAAGGUCAUAUUAGUGGUGAGGAAAGCCAAGACGAAGCUCCCUUAAAACCAAGCAAGGCGGCCGCGCCGAAACCCGAUACGCCGCCUGUACCAGAGGACGAGAAUGCCAGAGCAAGUGCCUCAGUUACUGAGGAGGUGAAGGUCGAAAUUGCGCCUCUUCAAACUGAAAUCGACCCUGAGAAUUCGAGCAGUUCGAGUAGUGAGGAUAGGCCUAUUUUGAGCAGGCGGGAUGCCGCCGGUACCAAACGGAAAGCGGAGGUACUGUCGAAGGAAUCCGGCAAAAUCGGUGUGACGAUUACCACGAGUAGUCCAGUGAGCAGUAGUCCCCCACCACCCAAAACACCAAAAUUGGCAUCGCCGAAAUCGCCUGUUAUACCUUCACCACCGCCACAGACCAGGGUGAACGGUCGCAGAAACUCAACUGUAAAGGUUGACGAGGAGCCAGUGGUCGAGACGACUGUCAGUGUGCCGCCCGUAAGCGAACCAGUAAAGGAGGAAGUGAAGGAAGUACCUGUUGAGACGGUUGCAACAAAAGCAAAACACAGUGUGGACGAAGUGACCGUUUCGAAAGCUGAAGUGAAAGAAACCAGCGAAAAACGGACAGAUCAAAGUAGUACCUCGGACCCUGUGGAGUGUCCCCAAAAAAGACGUGUCAGUUCAGACACUAAUAAAAUAAGUAAUAAUGUAAAUAGCGGUAAACAAUGUUUAGUGAAUGGACAUAAUAAUAAUAAUAAUAAUAGUAGUGCCAUUAGUGAUACGACUCCUGUUUUAACAAGUCCAGGUUCUGAUUAUUGGCUGGCCAGGAAUCCGGUUGUUGAUCAGGUAUUUAUUACGGACGUUACUGUAAACUUAAAAACUGUCACAAUUAGAGAGUGCAAAACUGAAAAAGGGUUUUUUAAGGAACGAAGCGCCUCUGACGAACAAUCAAAAUCCGGUGAUAUUGUAUGACAUUUAUGAUAUUGAUCGUUAGUAACAGAAAAAACCAGUAUUUUAUAUACCCAUAUAAAUAUAAUAUUUAAAAACAAAAAUGUUAAGAGGGACAAUUACGGUAAAUCGCGGACACACAUUCUGCAAGAUCUGAGUAAUGUAUUUAUUUUAAUAUUUUUCUUCUGCUUGCUGUAUCUAGUCAUUUAUUUUAUUAUUUUACAAAACUCUAGCAAUUACUAAUUUGUUCUAUUUUUUAUGCUUGAACAAAUAGGAAUAAUGGUUGGAAAACCAUAUAGACAAUUUUUAGCUCAAAUACAAACUGAUUAAUUCUUAACUCAAACCAUGGCUGCUAGGGGGCAACACACAUCACAAAAAAGUCUUUAAAAUGUAGCAUAAUUUAAAAAUAUUUUUAUUUUAGAUGCCUAAAAUGUCUAUAUGGGUUUCUGAUUAUAUUCUGACAACACUUUUUACUCAAAGUAUGUUUACCUUUUGAUAACCAUCAGAUUGAAUUGAACAAGAAAAAACAGGGAAUGAAAUACCCGAGGGAAAUACCAUAUUGAGAUGGUUGCUAAUGUUCCCUUGCACUUGAUUAUUUAAAGCCAGAUGAACAAUGCAAAACAGGGCUUAUAGAAUUAUAGCUCGAAUACAUUUUAAAAUUUUUAAUUUAACGUGAACUACAAAUUUUUUCUUUUCUAAAGAAGCACACAUUUUAAAAUAUUUUUAUUUAGUGGUAUGGAUCAAAUUGGCCUAUUCUAAGGCUUAUUCACAAACAAUGAUUGAGAAUAAUGCAGGUACCAAUUUGAUGAUCUUAUUUUUUUUAGAAGAAAGCUUUUUCAAAAAAUGUUUUUUUUCUUUAAACUCGUUUUUAAAUUUAUUUAUAUAUUGCAUAGGUAUUAACAAUUUGCGACGAAAUGCGCACAAAAAAAUAUUUCACUUUUUUUUGUUAAUCUACCAUCCAUUUGUAUUUAAUUAUUAAUACGUUUAGCACUUUUGUAUACAUAUUGCAACAAAUAUUCUAUAGGACUGUUAGAAUUAAUUUGUCUGUUUACAGAUAGGCAGCUUCAAAAGUCCAAAUUGCAAUGAUACAAUGACCCAUAGAGUUGAAAUGUCUUUCAAUAUUUUUUAAAUAUCAUGGCACCAAAUGAUAAAUUUUUUAAACUUGGCUCACAUUCACUUAUAAAGUUAAUUAGUAUAAUUUUUUAUUUAGUUUCAUUUAAUACAGUUUAUUUUUAACAAUGGAUGCUUAGUGGAAAUUGAAAUUUUAGGUAGGUAUUUGAAAAGGUACCUACUUGAGAUGAGUAUUUUUAAAUUUAAUUUUUAAAUUAAUAAUUAAAGUAUUGUAUCAUUUUAUACACUUCUAUAUUUUUUUUGGAUCAAAGUCGCUUAUAGCCAAAUAUUUUUAAUGGACAACGGAAGGUUUCAAUUUCUUUUUGUAAAAUUUUGAAAAGAAAAGUCUAUUUUUAAAAACCAUUUCUCCUCUACAUUUACUUAUUCAGGGUGUAACGAUACAGUUUUGUGGUAAAAGGGGCCAAAAAUAAACUGAAGAAUUUUGUUUAUGAGCGUCUUUCUAACAAGUCCCAAAAAAGUGCAAGAAGAGUGUCCCAACGAGCCAAAAAAUCUUAUGACAAUACCUUGGACACCAACUUUUAACAUUUUUUGUACAUCCCCGUUGAGAGGACCACUUUUAUGGUCGGGAAUUUUUUGAAAAAUUUUCACAAAAUAUAAACGAGCAUACCCAAAAACCUAGUCAAUUCCAUCCUUCUGCGUGUUAUGGUUGCUGAGAAAAACAAACCAAAGGGUGCAAAUUUUGAGACGUAGCUGCCAAAUGAAAGAUUUUAAACCCUUGAACUAUUUUAGUUCCAUGUACCACCCAAUUUUUUACAUACUUAAUUGCAUUAAGAAUUAAAUAAUUUGCAAAUUUGAUUCUAUAAAAAAUGUAAAAACCUUCCAUCUUUUUAAUAAAAAUUAUAAUUAUCUCGGUAAUUACUGCGAAUCGUUUUAUGUGUUGCAAGGAAUCUCCUGUAGAAAAGUUGCAAUCAAUGUACUUGGUACAGUACUUAACUUAAAAAUGCAAUUUCGUAUGAGUUAAUGCGGACGAGUUAUGUAGUAGUAUCAAAUUAAAAUAUAUCUUUUUCAUAGGUGAAAAUAUUCAAAAAUAUAAAAGGUUUUCGAAUAAGCAUUAUUAAUGCACUAGUCAAUUUUUCAUUAAUAAUGGGGAUUCAUUUUAUAAUGUUAAGUGCUAAGGGAGGUUAAACAUUUUUUGAAAUUAAUUUUCUAAAGCUAAUGGGCUCGCAAGUAAAUUUUCUGAAAAAUCAAAAGAAUACCUAAUGAUCUUAAAAAGUUGGUAGCUUGAAAUAAACAAAUUGAAAAAUUUUGUAGGUUUUUCGCAAUUGUUAUUGCAAAUAUCCGCCGCAUUUAAUAAUAAUAAUAAUAUUUAAUUUGGCAACAUCGUAUGUAUAGCAAUUAUUAAAUUAUUAUUGUGCAAUUGAAUUUCUAUGCAACCAUCUCAAGAUUUACAUUUGAAUUUUCAUUAAAAAUUUAUUAUGUAUGUACGGUGCGGUAUGUAUGGUACAAGUUAUUGUGUGGCACAAGUCAUGCGAGAGAGCGGAUUUGGUAUCAUUGUUCUCAAGUGACUAAUUUGUGAGGAACACACAAAUACAGCAGACUUUCGAAACAUUUUGAAAAAUGGCCAGUGACUGUACACAGUAGUUUAAUUCCUAUUGUUUAAAAUAAUUAUGAACGCUCAAUUGUGUUGGAUAAACGAUUUUAUCUUGAUUUUAGCCUCGCUUGUGAUUAAAUGUUACCUAUUCUGUUUCGAUUCAUCGACAUGUCUGUGUACUACGAUAUAAUUCAAGUUUGGUGAACAUGUGAUCAAGUUGAUAUUUUUGAUAAAUACAACAUACAAAAAAACAAAAAAAAUUACACGAUCGCUGUAAUUGUCUCCCAAUAAAAUCAAAUUGUUAAAAAUAUAAUUAAUUUAUUUUUACCUAGGCAUUAGAGGUGAAGUGAAGUUUAUUUUCAUUUUUCCUCAAAUAUGUAAGUUCUUUGAGAUUAUUCGGUGGUAUAAAACUUGAUCUAGCAUCCAAGAAACCUCAUACCUUAUGUAUAUAGGAAACAAAUUGUACAUAUAUCGUCAUAAAUUAUAUUAAUUUGUUAAGUGAAAUGGUUGUACUGUGAUAAGCCAUGCUUAGUUGUAAAAAUAAUUGAUCUGCUAGGUAUUAGAUUAGCCGAUAUAUUUUGUCUGAAUGGCAUCAAGGGUAAGUAAUUUUUAUUUUCGUAAUUUUAUUCAGCUGUAAUAAUUGUACCGUCAGUUAAUUCUUUUGACAACGCUUACUGAAAGAUAUAGAAGAUAUAGGUGGGCAAGAAGGAACUAAAUAAUACAUACAUCUGCAACUAAGUUGAUAUGGCACAAGCCUUUUGUUAAUAAUUCAGGUAUUUCGACUAAUUUUUACAAUCCUCUUUCUCAUCAAUAAUCUGUUACAUCAGUCACCAAAUAGUGCACAAAUUGAUAAAUGAUACCAGUUUUUUUUUUAUUAAAAAAGAAUGUGUAGAUGGAACUAUUUUGACUAAGUGCAUUUUGCGUAAGUAAUUAAUCAUUUGAGUGCAGCUGUACAUAGACAAAGUGGAAAAUUAUUGCUUAAGGUCACCAUAACUUCUUUGAGAAGAAGGCUUCCAUCACUUAGUAGAUACAAUACAGGCAUUGCUUUACCUUUCCUUCUUGCUUAUAAAAUGGUUUUGUUUAAAUCUCAGAUCUAGAAUAAUAUAUUAACAACUUCAUUCCUUAAUCAUGUGUGUCUUGUAAAUAGUUUUAACAAAUUAAUAUUUUUAGUUUUUAUUUUCAUUGUUAAGUGCCUGCUUAUGUGGUUACUUGUAUUUAUUAUUUUGUACUUCACAAAUUUUAAAAUAUUCUGGUGAGCUUAAUUAUAAUAAUGUCCAGUGUUAAACUAAGUCAGGAAUUCUAUUUUAUUAUUUAAAAACAUAUUUAUUCGGUUUUUUACAAUACAUUUUGUUUGUAUAUAGAAACCUAAAAAUGGGUACAAUAUUUGUUAACUUUUAAGUGUCUCGCGUGGUAGAUACUUAUA
Photinus pyralis (common eastern firefly) is the source of this 6021-nucleotide messenger RNA. It is a transcript of the gene Pc, whose product is annotated as polycomb group protein Pc. Bases 755 to 1960 code for a protein of 401 amino acids. The record is from RefSeq and is a predicted model, not a curated record. NCBI's taxonomy places the organism in Eukaryota, Metazoa, Arthropoda, Insecta, Coleoptera, Lampyridae. The transcript is spliced from 2 exons.